AUGUGCGCACGAUCCACGCGAUGGCGGCAGCUACGCCUGCUGCUCUGGAAGAGCGUCUAUUUGUACAAGCUGCGCCGAAACUGGACGAUCACGGCGCUGGAGGUGUUGACGCCGCUGCUGCUGACUCUGGUGCAAACGUACCUGCACUGCAGCCGCGAGGAGUCCUCGCCGACGGGAACGUCUACUCCGGCAAUUCUUGCGAGUCUCACGGCCGGCGACAUGGAGGCCGAGGAAGUGGUCAAGCCGUCCUUCUACUUCCCCUCCAUCAUCGCCUUCGUGCCGGCCCCAACCGGGAACAUCUCUGGCGAAGAAGUGCUGCGCCACGCGUUCCCCCUUGCGAAGCUAGAAGAGUUCGCCGACGAAUCUGCGAUGGUGGCGAACCUAAGUGCGCGCAUCAAUUCUCUCGGACUGGCCAACAACUACGGCGUGGUGUUCAAGCAGGCCGAGCGAGGCACGCUCAGCUACACCCUGCGCUUUCCCUCCUGGCAGGAAUUCUACACCAGACAGACAAUGCGGCCAGGUGGCGCCACCAUACGGCCGCCAUUUUGGCUCUCUGGCAUCCUGCUGCCGAUGGUGUCGAGGCUGAACAUGGCCGUGGCGCGGAUCACGUCGUCCAUUGCGGACGGCGAGCAGCCACCGCCGGUCUACUUUCAGACUCGUCGGUUUCCUUCGCCCAAGGGCUUCGACAGCUCCAGGAGCGCGCGCAAGAUUACGGACGUGAGCGUCAUCUACGGCUUCAUCGUCCUCGCACCCGUCGCCGUCAAGCGCAUUGCGGAUGAGAAAUCAGUCGGAAUGAAGGAGCUCCUGCGCAUCGCUGGUAUCUCCGACGCCGUAUACUGGCUGUCCGCCUUUUUGAGCAGCCUGAUGGUGAUGUCGCUGGAGACGGUCCUCAUCACCUCGUUCCUGACGUUCCCCAUCUUCUGCGAGCCGGCAAUACUGCCUCAGAGCGACAUCAGUCUCGUGCUGUUCAUGCUCAUGUUGUACGCUGUCUACUGCGACCUGUUCUGCCUGCUGAUCAGCUGCGUCGUCAAGACCCCGGUGUACGCUGUGUUCGCCACCGUGUGCCUCUGGAUGCUGACGUACGAGGUGCCCAUCUUCUUCAUGGACUUGCCCGGCUCCGUCGAGUACGCCGACCUCUCGCUCGGCCAGAAGGUCUCCACAUCCAUAUUUCCCAACAUGGCCCUCCACUGGAUUGUCCGCAUCAUCAGCGCGCACGAGGAAAACAACCAAGGGGCUCGGUGGAGCAACAUUCAGAUGGCAGGUUCGCCGUAUGACAACGUGACUCUCACGGUGAUGUUGUGUGUCGUCCUGGGCUACUGCGUGCUUUAUGCCGUCCUCGUCUGGUACCUGGACAACGUGUGGCCAUGGCAGUACGGCAUCCCCAAAGAGCCUCUCUUUUUCGCCAAAGUGAGCUACUGGUACCCCAAGGCGCCCAGUAAUUUGCAGUAUCAAAGGAAGGACGCCACGGAAGCGAGUAUUCCACGUGAGAGCAUCGGAGACCGGAACAAUCCCGGCAUAGUGCUCGACAACGUCACAAAGGUCUAUUCGAAGAAUACUGUGGCUCUCUAUCGCGUCAGCCUCAAGGCUUACCCCGGUGACGUCACCGUGCUUCUCGGUCGCAACGGUGCGGGCAAGACGACCCUGCUGCGACUCAUUACGGGUCUCGAGCAGGCGUCCGCCGGCAGCGUCUACGUGGCGGGCCACGAUGCGGCGUUGGACACGGACGCGGCGCGCCGUUCUAUGGGCUUCUGUCCUCAGGAGAACGUCCUCUUCCUCGGCCUCACCGUCCUCGAGCACCUGCAAUUCUUCGCCAGGAUCCGUGGUGACAGCUGGGCAACGGCGAACAACGCCAUCGAGGAAAUCCUCGUGGCGUUCAACUUAUCCGAUAAGCGUGACACCCUGGCCAGCUCGCUCUCUUGGGGCACAAGGCGAAAGCUUCAACUUGGCAUAGCCGUUGUGGGUAACCCUCAGAUCGUGGUGCUGGACGAGCCGACGGCAGGUGCCGACCCCGAAUGCAAGGGCGCCCUCUGGGAGUGCGUCCUGCGGUUCCACGAGGACAAGACCAUGCUGAUGACCACGCACAGCAUGGAGGAGGCGGACACGCUCGGCGACCGCAUCGCCGUGCUGGCCGCCGGCAGGAUGCGCUGCUGCGGCUCGUCGCUUUUUCUACGCAACACUUAUGGUAUCGUGCACGGUACGGGUUAUUGGAUCCGCGUGACCGUGGAAGAAGGCGCCGUCCACGAUGACCUUCAUGAAUUGACCCACGCCUUUCAAAAGCAUGCACCGGCAGCCCGCAUUGAAGAUGGCGAAUAUACUGCGCCGCUUAAUUAUCUUCGUCGUGGUGGAACGUACGAUAUCAACGUUGGAGACGUCGGGGCCAAUACGCUCAUUGAGUUGCUGAAGGAGCUUGAGGGAGUGCAUGGGCGUGCGCUGCAAUCGCUGUCGGUCUACGUGGCAGCCCUCGAAGAUGUGCUGAGACAGGUGGAGCGGGAUUUGGACCGCAGAAAAACCUCAUCGCAGCCACAGGCACCGCAGCAGCUGCCCGACGUUCACGUGAUGGGACAAGAGUCGGAGGUUGGCUACCCUGCGGUCGCCGCGAUCGAGGCGAACUUUUCCUCGAGCGGCGAUCUACGGCCUCACUUGAGUCAGCAGCUUGGCGCGCUCGUCGCCAAGAAGCUACGGUACGGCAGCCGCGACUUCAGGCUGCCCGUGCUGAUGUUGCUGCUGCCGCUCUCGGUCCUGUUGCUGUUCGCCUACAUCAACCAGACGCACAUUUCUCGCAAGCUCAGCUACUCCGGACCCGUCGAGUACUCGCUACUGAACGUCUUCGGGCACACGGUCGCGUUUUACACCACCGACGUGUCGACCUGGAGCGAACCUGCUGCUCAGGAAUAUGAAAAUGGCGGCGUCGCGUGCCUUCCUCUGGCUGGCGGCUGCGCCGUGGUCAACCAUCCGCUGCCCAAGGAGAAUCCGAGGCCCGAGCCGGACCCACCAUAG
Rhipicephalus sanguineus (brown dog tick) is the source of this 2997-nucleotide messenger RNA. RefSeq names its product phospholipid-transporting ATPase ABCA3-like. Gene Ontology annotation, cellular component: membrane; intracellular membrane-bounded organelle. Lineage: Eukaryota; Metazoa; Arthropoda; Arachnida; Ixodida; Ixodidae. Bases 1 to 2997 code for a protein of 998 amino acids. The record is from RefSeq and is a predicted model, not a curated record. Gene Ontology annotation, biological process: lipid transport; transmembrane transport. The transcript has 14 exons. Gene Ontology annotation, molecular function: ATP binding; lipid carrier activity; ATP hydrolysis activity.